Suricata suricatta (meerkat) is the source of this 3194-nucleotide messenger RNA. RefSeq names its product solute carrier family 35 member F6 (gene SLC35F6). The record is from RefSeq and is a predicted model, not a curated record. NCBI's taxonomy places the organism in Eukaryota, Metazoa, Chordata, Mammalia, Carnivora, Herpestidae. The transcript has 6 exons. Gene Ontology annotation, molecular function: transmembrane transporter activity. Bases 123 to 1238 code for a protein of 371 amino acids. Gene Ontology annotation, biological process: transmembrane transport. Gene Ontology annotation, cellular component: intracellular membrane-bounded organelle; membrane.
ACGCCCGGCCCGGAAGAGCUCGCUCCCAAGACCCCCGGGUGACGGGGUCGGGAGCUGCUGCCUGGAACGAGCGCGGAGGUCGCGGGGGUCCCUGCGGUUUCUCGCUCCUUGCAUUAACCGCCAUGGCCUGGACCAAAUACCAGCUGUUCCUGGCCGGGCUCAUGCUCGUCACCGGCUCCAUCAACACGCUCUCGGCCAAGUGGGCAGAUAACUUCAUGGCCCCGGGCUGCGGAGGGAGCAGGGAACACAGCUUCCAGCAUCCCUUCCUCCAGGCAGUGGGCAUGUUCCUGGGAGAGUUCUCCUGCCUGGCUGCCUUCUACCUGCUCCGGUGCAGAGCUGCGAGGCACCCGGAGGGCAGCAUGGAUCCCCAGCAGCCUUUCAAUCCCCUUCUUUUCCUGCCCCCAGCCCUCUGCGACAUGACGGGUACCAGCAUCAUGUAUGUGGCCUUGAACAUGACCAGUGCAUCCAGCUUCCAGAUGCUGCGGGGAGCAGUGAUCAUAUUCACGGGCCUGUUCUCGGUGGCCUUCCUGGGGCGGAGGCUGGCGCUGAGCCAGUGGCUGGGCAUUCUCGCCACCAUCGCGGGACUGGUGGUUGUGGGCCUGGCUGACCUUCUGAGCAAGCAUGAUGAUCAGCACAAGCUCAGUGAAGUGAUCACAGGGGACCUGUUGAUCAUCAUGGCCCAGAUCAUCGUCUCCAUUCAGAUGGUGCUAGAGGAGAAGUUCGUCUACAGGCACAAUGUGCACCCGCUUCGGGCAGUUGGCACUGAGGGCCUCUUCGGCUUCGUGAUCCUCUCCCUGCUGCUGGUGCCCAUGUACUACAUCCCUGCCGGCUCCUUCAGUGGGAACCCCCGGGGGGUGCUGGAGGACACGCUGGAUGCCUUCUGCCAGGUGGGCCGACAGCCACUCAUCGCCCUGGCGCUGCUGGGCAACAUCAGCAGCAUCGCCUUCUUCAACUUCGCGGGCAUCAGCGUCACCAAAGAACUGAGCGCCACCACCCGCAUGGUGCUGGACAGCCUGCGUACCAUCGUCAUCUGGGCCCUGAGCCUGGCCCUGGGCUGGGAGGCCUUCCACCCGCUGCAGAUCCUGGGCUUCCUCAUCCUCCUGAUGGGCACCGCCCUCUACAAUGGGUUGCACCGGCCGCUGCUGACCCGCCUGUCCCGGGGCCGGCCCCCAGCGGAGGAGAGCGAGCAUGAGAGGCUGCUCGGCGGCUCUCGGACUCCCAUCAACGAUGCCAGCUGAGCCUCCUGGGGGCUCUCUGCUGCUACCUGGAUGCGCCCCAUCCACCGUAAGGUUGAGGCCACACAGUCUGGUGAGCCUCCAGUGCCCUGUCCCCAAGGCCUCACCGUGCCCCUCCCCGCAGACCUCUGGGGCAGCUGCUGCCACAGAAGACGACCGGACACCCAGGUCCUCCUUUGUCACCACCUGCUGCAUCCCCCACGGACCUGAGUGCAGUGACCUACCCCUGGCAGGCUCCCCCCAAUGCCCCCCCACCCCCGCAGCCCUAACACUAAAUCAUGACGUGGGAUUGCAGGAACUAACAACCCUAAGAUUUCCUCCUCAACCAUAAGCUAAAUUUGGUUCUCCAAAGAAGAGAGGUCAGUGAGCCAAUUCGAACCAGAACUAAGCGCCAUCUUUUCUAAAAUGUGUAAACUAUUUCCUAACCCUGUCUGGAGACUUCAGUUUUAGCUGGGCUGUCCCAUAAACUCAGCAGAGUUCCCCCAGCCCAUCACCUCGUUACUCUGGGCCUCAGUGUCCUCUAGAAAGCAGCGGGUGUAGACGCUGUGGCUUUGGUGCCUUCCAGACCCAGCUGGGCCCAUUCUGGCAGAAAGGAGUAAUAGCCACCCCUUCUUUGGAAUUGCACCUCCGCCCCCUGCCAGUCUUUGUGUCCUUGGCCAUAGGCUCAAGGCCUCCCUGCCUGGCAGAGAUUAGGAGGGGAAUUCCAGGCAGCCCUUAAUAGCAGCUUUUAUGAACUCCUCACCUUCCCUUUUAAAGAUGAGAAAACUGAGGCCCAGAGACGUGAGUUGCUUGGCAAAGGGCUCUCCUGCUGUGACUUGAGCCGAGCCGUGCAGCCACAUGAGACGUGAUCCCAUCGGCAACAGGCUGGGAUCUAGAGCACAGGGGCCUCAGCAACCUGACUCCAUCGAUUACCCUCCAGGGUGAUGAAUUUACCAGGACUCCGCCAUUUAGAGUAACUCUGGUAUCCUAGGCAUGUGCUAAAGGCUUAACUUUUUGUACAACAGCCUGACCAGUGGGUGCAGAGGAGGAAACUACGGCCCAGAGAGGGUUAGGUGACUUCCUCAGGGAGCCAGCUUUCCAAGGGAGGUUUGCCUGAUUCCAGACCUGCAGCCCCACCCACCGUAGUGGUCUGUCUGAGGUCUUUAAGGUAAAUUUCCCAGGGCUGGGGUAGAAGCCUCCUUCAGUGUUGUCUUCCCUGUGACCCCACCCUGAAGGGAGGGGACUGGCACUGGGGAUGCCAGGAAGCUGAGCAGCCCUUCAUCGCGGAGUUCCUCACUCUGAGGCAGUUUCUGGAACCUCAGACCAUUUUUCCGGGCAGCUCCAUCAUAAAAGAAAACACCAAAUGCCUUCCUUAAAAUAGAUUCUGGGGGAAGGGAUCUUUGACGAGCAAAGCCUUCAGGCUGUGUGGGAAUCAGCAGGUUAUGACGGUUUGCUGGGAGAGGAGGGACUCUCCCUACCAGCAGCUCCGAGUCCCAGGGGCCCCUGAGCUUCUGUUUGUGUCAGAGAGUGAGUGUGGGGGACUCCAGCUGCCCUGUCCAAAAAUCUGGGGCCUUAGAAUGUUGUUUUAGGCUUUAUUUUUAAAAACAAAAGGGAAAUGGACAAUGUGGGCUCUUCAUUUUUUUUUUAAUGAGAGGGAAGGAGCGCAAGAGUUAAACGUCAGGCCUGCCCCUGCCUCAGGCAGAUCACUUUACCUCUGGAUCUUGGGUCUUCACACCCCCCAGAUAGGAAAACUGGCCUCCAUCUCGCAGAAUGAGCAUGAAAAUUACGUGAGAUAAUAAAUUGAAGGUGCCUGAAAAUUGUCAACGCCCAGUGGAGCAUCGUGUAAGGCACUGCCCACCAGGGUGGUCCGCCAAGGGCACAGAAGGCCCAGCAGAGGCCCAGCGCAGAGCAUCGGUUUUGCUCAGAGGGGAAGAAAUGUUUUAUUAAAAUUUAACAUCAUGGAGGACAAUGUAAAAUUUA